Messenger RNA from Lactuca sativa (garden lettuce), 1875 nucleotides. Its product is annotated as putative magnesium transporter NIPA1. NCBI's taxonomy places the organism in Eukaryota, Viridiplantae, Streptophyta, Magnoliopsida, Asterales, Asteraceae. Gene Ontology annotation, molecular function: magnesium ion transmembrane transporter activity. Gene Ontology annotation, biological process: magnesium ion transport. Gene Ontology annotation, cellular component: membrane. The record is from RefSeq and is a predicted model, not a curated record.
GGCCCAUUUACUUCUUCCCGUUAAGAUCAUACUUUCAAAACGAUAACAAAGUACAAUUUUGAACAAUUUAUCACUUUUUUUUCACUCGUUUCUUCAAGCGCAUGCAAAUAGACGUACUAUUCGAGUGUUUGUUGCUCUGUUGCUUCCUUCGUCUUCUCUUUUUCAUCUUUCUCUCUUCUAUUUUAGAGAAAGAGACACGAAGCUUUACUUUUAAAAGUUCAAACUUUUCAAAACCCUUUACACUAAACAUGUGAUCAAUCACCUUCCAUAUGAAUCGAUAACGAAAAAGAUUCCUUUUACAAGAUACCCAUUUUGACAAGACACCCAAAAAGGUGAAAUUUUUAUGUUGGGAGUUCAAUUUUGAUUCUUUAAAGUAGAUAUCGAUCGAUACAUAGAGGAAACGAUUGUGAUUGUGAACUCGUUCGUGGGUCUAGACGAUUUAAUUUCUUGCUCAAAUCGAAAUUCGAAAACCAAAUCGUUAAUUUAGGUUUUGGAUAUUCUCAUAUUCUCAUAUUCUCUCCAUUUUUUUACCUAAAAAUGGGGGGAAUGUCGUCUGAUAAUAUACAUGGACUUGUAUUAGCUAUAUCUUCAAGUUUAUUUAUUGGAUCUAGCUUUAUUAUUAAGAAAAAAGGUCUCAUGAAAGCUGGUGCUACUGGAAUUAGAGCAGGUGAAGGAGGCUACACAUACUUGAAGGAACCAUGGUGGUGGGCUGGGAUGGUGAGCAUGAUAAUAGGCGAGGUAGCAAAUUUUGCUGCCUAUGCAUAUGCUCCAGCAAUUCUCGUAACCCCAUUAGGAGCUUUAAGUAUGAUUAUAAGUGCAGUGUUAGCCCAUUAUUUUUUGGAUGAAAGGUUGCAUAUUUUUGGUGUAGUCGGGUGUGCAUUAUGUUUAGUGGGUUCAACCGUAAUUGUCUUGCAUGCCCCACAAGAGACCCAAGUUGACUCGGUUAAACAAGUCUGGUUCUUUGCAACCGAGCCAAGAUUCCUGGUCUAUGCCUUUCUUGUUUUGGUUUUUGUUGGUGUGCUUAUUUACCGUUAUGUGCCGUUAUAUGGUGGGACCCAUUUGGUCAUAUAUGUCGGGAUUUGCUCUCUCAUGGGCUCCCUCACGGUUAUGUGUGUGAAAGCAGUGGGAAUUGCCAUGAAGCUAUCAUUUUCUGGAAGUAACCAAUUUAUAUACUUCCAAACAUGGAUUUUCACCUUGCUACUAUUCGUUUUCUGUCUCACACAACUCAACUACUUGAACAAGGCACUAGAUACCUUCAAUACUGCUGUCAUUUCACCUGUAUAUUAUGUCAUGUUUACAAGCCUCACCAUUUUAGCCAGUAUGAUCAUGUUCAAGAAUUGGAAUCAUCAAAAUGCGACACAAAUUGUGACAGAAUUGUCUGGUUUUGUGACAAUUUUUUCGGGGACUUUUCUUCUUCAUAAAACAAAGGAUAUGGGAACUCCAGUGGUGGUGGAAUCACCUAAGCUUUCACAUUCUGUAACUAGAAGCACAAAUGAAAGCCCCAGGCGGCCGGAGGUGUGAAUCUCACCGGUUGUUAGCGGUGGUGGUGGUGGUGGUAGGCCGGAAUAUUAACCUCCGGUGGCCGGAAUUCUGACAUGUUAGAUUGCUAACGGUUGUGGGUGGUUUUGUGGUGGAUUAGAGGCAUAUGGUGUCAAGAUGCUGUGAGAAAUCAGAAACAUGAGAAAUCUGUUCAGGAAUUUAGCGACAUUUUCUUACAUUUUUAUUGGUUAUUUUGAUUAUUUUUUUUGUGGUUUAUGAUGUUUAUAUUCUGGCGAAUUUGUAGGUAUUAAUUUGUAGGUCUAACUUUUCAAAUUUUUGAUAUUUGAUUUAACAGAUCGAUCGACAAUGAUGCAAUUAAGAUAGUUGGUUUUCAAA